Soboliphyme baturini is the source of this 414-nucleotide messenger RNA. The record is from the annotation of a GenBank genome assembly. Lineage: Eukaryota; Metazoa; Nematoda; Enoplea; Dioctophymatida; Soboliphymatidae.
AUGUUGACCGUUGGUCAUCGGGGUGCGCGCGCGGCCAUACGAUCCGAUGCUUCUUCUGUGAUCGGUGCUGAAGCAUUUUUUUUUCAGGACGACGACAAUGAAGGAUUGGCGGUUCAUGGUUUGAUCUGCCAUAUCUUAUCCGACGGAUAUUACCUUCAGCGACUUCCGGUGUCGGCUGACGACGUGCCUAUCGAAAGCCCUCAUCGAAUCACGUAUGAGAACAUGCAUCGUAGUCACCCCCUCGAUUCGUCGUCGAUCGUCAACUCGCACGAUACUAUGAUUCUGCGACAACUCACCGUUAUCCUGCUCCUCGUCCUUGCCUUGCGCAGGACAUACACUCUGGAUGUUAGUCACGUGACCACGACGACGAUGACCACUGGUCCAUCAGCUGACGGCUUAAAGCGGGACAUGUAA